Momordica charantia (bitter melon) is the source of this 1270-nucleotide messenger RNA. RefSeq names its product phenolic glucoside malonyltransferase 1-like. The record is from RefSeq and is a predicted model, not a curated record. Lineage: Eukaryota; Viridiplantae; Streptophyta; Magnoliopsida; Cucurbitales; Cucurbitaceae.
CCCACUUUCCUAUUAAGCCACAAAGUCAAAGUUUGAAGAACUGUCUUCUUCAAUCUUCACACACCACAAAUUCAACUCAAUUCAAUUCUUCAAUACCCCAUGGAUCUUAUUGCUCAUCCUCCAUCCCCAGUCGACAUAAUUGAAGUCUGUAGAGUAACUCCUUCUCCUUGUUCUUCACCCGAGCAACAAUCACUUACUCCCCACUCUCUUCCUCUCACUUUUUUCGACCUCCUGUGGCUCAGAUUUCAUCCUAUUCAACGCCUUUUCUUCUACCAAGAUACUGCGAUCUCAUCUCUUGACGCCAUUCUCCCAAAGCUCAAAACCUCCCUCUCUCUCGCUCUCCGCCGCUAUCUUCCUCUCGCCGGGAACCUCCUUUGGCCCCGCCACUCCGUCGUCCCCACCGUUGAGUUUGUUGAAGGUGAUGCCGUUUUGCUGACGGUGGUCGAGUCCGACGCCGACUUUCACCAUCUUUCUAGCAAUGGGUUUCGUGAUGUUGUAGAAUAUCAUCCUCUUGUCCCUGAGCUGUCUAUGUCUCAUGAUCGGGUUGCAGUGAUUGCUCUCCAAGUCACCGUGUUUCGAAACAGAGGAUUUUCCAUUGGAAUAACCAUCCACCACGCAGUUAUGGAUGGAAGAACUUCAGCUUCGUUCGUCAACUCAUGGGCUUGUAUUUGCAAUACUCUUCAAGUCACAGGAGAGUCUUCUAUCCCGAUCGCGACAUAUGAAAGGACAUUGAUCGAAGAUCCGAUCAGUCUUACAGAAAUUUACUUGAACGCAUGGCUGAACCAGGAAGGACCCAAUAAUCGGAGCUUGAACAUCAAGUUACCCAAAAUUUCACCCACCUUAAUCCGAUGCACUCUGGAGUUGAGUCCCCAAAACAUCCAAAAGCUAAAGCAACAGCUUCUUAAGCAGCAGCAGCAGAAGAGUAGUUGUGAUUCUCACAAUAGUUAUAUCUCUUCGUUUGUGGCGGCAACUGCUUACCUCUGCGUCUGCAUGGCCAAGACCGAAGGCUUGAAAGAGGGAAAAUUGGCGAUCGCAUUCCCGGCGGAUGUUAGAGCUCGUUUAAACCCACUUCUUCCUUCAAAUUACUUUGGAAAUUGUUUGGUUCCUCGCUAUGCUUUGAUGGAAAGAAGUGAGAUUUUGAGUGAAAAUAAUGGGGCAGCUGUGGCUGGCGAGGCAAUUUUUGAGGCCAUUAGAAGCUUGGAAGAAGGAGUCUUGACAGGGGCAGAGGAGUGGAGAUUUAUCAUAGAUUCAAGCAACAGGGCUGCUUAAA